AUGGGGCCCAACCACGCAGCUGCCGCUUCCAUUACCUUCCCCCUAAGGCACCUGUGUCUGGUAGAGCCAUUAUUAAAUAAAGAAGUUAGUGAUUUGGCCCAUGACCCUCCAGCACAAUGUUCUGCAGGUCCAGUUGGGGAUGAUGUGUUUCAUUGGCAAGCCACAAUUAUGGGACCUAAUGACAGUCUAUAUCAUGGUGGUGUAUUCUUUUUGACAAUUCAUUUUCCUACAGACUACCCCUUCAAACCACCUAAGGUUGCAUUUACAACAAGGAUUUAUCAUCCAAAUAUUAACAGUAAUGGCAGCAUUUGUCUUGAUAUUCUAAGAUCACAGUGUUCUCUUGCUUUAACUAUUUCUAAAGUUCUUUUAUCCAUUUGUUCACUGCUAUGUGAUCCAAACCCAGAUGACCCCCUAGUGCCAGAGAUUGCACGGAUCUAUAAAACAGACAGAGAUAAGUACAACAGAAGAUCUCGGGAAUGGACUCAGAAGUAUGCCAUGUGAUGCUACCUUCAAGUCAGAAUAACCUGCAUUAGAGCUGGAAUAAACUUUAAAUUACUGUUCCUUUUUUGAUUUUCUUAU
Jaculus jaculus (lesser Egyptian jerboa) is the source of this 579-nucleotide messenger RNA. Its product is annotated as ubiquitin-conjugating enzyme E2 D3-like. Gene Ontology annotation, molecular function: ubiquitin conjugating enzyme activity. The transcript has 2 exons. Bases 1 to 501 code for a protein of 166 amino acids. Lineage: Eukaryota; Metazoa; Chordata; Mammalia; Rodentia; Dipodidae. The record is from RefSeq and is a predicted model, not a curated record. Gene Ontology annotation, cellular component: nucleus. Gene Ontology annotation, biological process: protein polyubiquitination; ubiquitin-dependent protein catabolic process.